AUGGAGAUCGAAAUCCCGUACACGAGUCCUGUGGAUCCCCAGCGGUACGGCUCGCUCACGGUCGCGCUCUUGCUCAAUGGACUUGUGUUCAUGGCGCUCUUCUUUACACGCGCUGUGGCGCCAAAGAAGAACGCGCUUGUCGAGCUGGUGCUGUCGGUCAUCGGAGCAUCGCUGCUGGGCUUUGGCUCGCUCUUCCUCUUCUUGUGGGCCGAGAUCUACGUAUAA
Molecule: messenger RNA, 225 nt
Organism: Hyaloperonospora brassicae
Lineage: Eukaryota; Oomycota; Peronosporomycetes; Peronosporales; Peronosporaceae
Source: the annotation of a GenBank genome assembly